This is a messenger RNA of Megalopta genalis, 1454 nucleotides long. It is a transcript of the gene mRpL1, whose product is annotated as mitochondrial ribosomal protein L1. The record is from RefSeq and is a predicted model, not a curated record. NCBI's taxonomy places the organism in Eukaryota, Metazoa, Arthropoda, Insecta, Hymenoptera, Halictidae.
CUAAUAACAGUGAUAGAACCUUUCGUUCGCCACCACCAAAAUGCAAAAUUGCAGACGGGUCAGAAAAGCGUUCGCAUUGUAUAACUACGUCAAACCUGUUACUUCAACACUGGAUUAACGUACCCAACACGAAAAAAUACGCGAAGAUGCAGGAGACGGAGAAAAAGUGACUUUCUUCCUACAGAAAGCGCAGCUUUAGCGAGCCUAGUUGGCUGGCAGUUGGCACUGAUGACGUCUACUUCCGUCAGCCAUAUUGUCUGAAUAGUGCUGUUUCACAAGCGCGCGUUUUAAGGUCAAUUACUAUUAAUUUUAUACAAUUCUUGAACUUACAACUUUGAACUGGGUGGUUGAUGAACAGUUUUCGUUCCACUUACAACCAUAUUUCUGGGUGCAAUGUGAAUUGUUUAUUUAUGCAAACACGAGAAUAUGCAGCUAGGAGAGGGACAAGAGAAAAGAGAGAAGCCCUGAAGAAAGCCAGGAAAAGGACAGUUCAAAAAGUUCAAAAAGUUGGAUAUAUUCCAAGCGGGAAAGAAGCAUCUACAACUAAGAAAAAAGUCAUAUUACAGUCACCUCUCACGUUAAUAGAUGACAGCUGGAAAAAGAAACCAGUUGAUAAUGUAUGGAUUUUAAAAUAUCAUCGAAAACCACUUUAUGCUUUCAAGGAAGCUAUAGAAUGUCAUCGUGAAACAAAUCAUCCUACUAUGUAUAACAGACCUGAUGCAUAUGUUAAUGCCAUAUUUGCAUUAAAUUUACAGCGUGAAAAAAAAACUAAGUUCCUCGAAAAACUUACAAACUUAGUAGAAACACCACAUCCAUUCGAUCAACAAACCAACAGGACAAUAUUAGCAUUUUGUAAAAAAAAAAGUGACAUUGAAGAUGCUAUGGCAGCUGGUGCUAAUCAUGCUGGUGGGGUUGAAAUUAUUAGACAAAUUCAAAAUGGAAGUUUUGCUUACAAAGAGUACAGUUACAUAGUAGCUCACGUAGAUAUUCUACCUGAUUUAUUGUUAAUCAGGGGAUUAUUGAAACUCAAAUUUCCACAUGUGAAAAUAGGUAACUUGGGUACUGACAUGGGCAACCUUGUUAAAAAAUUUAAACAGGGAAUGGUAUACAAGUUGAAACCAAAUCCUCACUUUAAAGAGUUUGGAACAAUCAAUUGCGCAUUUGGCACGCUUAAUAUGGAUAUAGAACACUUGAAAGCAAAUUUUGAUGCUCUUAUUAAAAACAUUUAUUCAGCGAGACCAAAACGUGAUGCACAAUUUAUAUUAAGCGCAGAGAUUACAAGUCCGCCAUCUACAGAAAUAUUUAAACUUCAACUAGAUGAAUUUCUACCUAAACAACCAGUAAAGCAAGAGGCAGAAGAAGAAGAAGAAGGAAAAGAGAAUAUUGAAGACGCAGUUAUUGCUUCACAAUGAAUGUAUAUCAAAUGAAUAAAAUAAUUAUGAUUAGUUACAAAA